AUGUUUGUUUGGUUUUUUAGCUUUCCCCGUUUUCAGGGACCAAAAUUCUUUUCUAAGAAAGCAUACACCGAAGGAAUUGUUAUUGUGACGUGUGAUAAUUGUAAGAAGCAUCACUUGAUUGCUGAUAAUUUGGGAUGGUUUCCGCAGUCCAAGGGUUUGCGAAACAUUGAGCAGAUACUCAGAGAGAAGGGCGAAGAAAUCCGAAAAGGCAUCGAUCUGAUUGAUUUUACCAAAUAA
This is a messenger RNA of Gongylonema pulchrum, 237 nucleotides long. The record is from the annotation of a GenBank genome assembly. Lineage: Eukaryota; Metazoa; Nematoda; Chromadorea; Rhabditida; Gongylonematidae.